AACAUGUGUAUUAAAUCUAGGAAAUUGUACUUCAAAUUAAUCAAACCUUAAUUUAAGGUUAAGAGAGAUAAUCUGAAAUUAAACUUGCUUAAAGAAGUGAUUAAGAAUAAGUCAUUCCAACACCCGCUGUAAAGGCAGUCGGUAGUAGUCGGCAGUCGACACUCGACACUGGCACCCAUCACUCUCUUUAUUUCUCUCUCCUCUCAUCAUCUCCAUUAAAACCCCAUUUAAUUCUUCUAAGUUUCAGCUCCAAAUCUGGAACUUCUUCAACAAGUAUCACGUGGGGAUAUAUUUGAGAGGGUAGUUGCGGUUUUGGUAAGGGGAUGGCGAUGGGGAGGUAUUCGCGGAUUGAUGGGAGGGGGAAAUCAUCAAGCUAUUGUUCGACCAUUGUUAUCGUUGCGCUUGUUGCAGCAUGCUUAGUAGGGGCCUGGAUCACGAUGUCCUCAUCAGUAGAUUCUACUGGAAAUGUUAGGGAAUCUGUAGGUUUGACAAAGGAUGUCAAGCAGAAAGUGAGUGAAAAAAGUUCUAAGGAGUUUGAGGAUAAUUCAGGUGACUUGCCUGAAGAUGGACUUAAGGGGAAUGUUGACCAGUCCAGUGAGAGGGACGAUAGUGACUCGAAAUCACAGGGAAAUGAAAAUGUAGUUCAGGAAUCUGAGAGUUCGGGUGAAUCGGGUCAGGAGGAAAAGCCCGAGAAAUCGGGUUCUGAUGAUGAUGAGAGGACUGAUGUCAAUAAGGAAAAGGAAGAAGUUGAGUCUGGAAAGAAUGAUGAUGCCAAAAAUGUGGAAGAAGACUCAAAAACUGGAGGAGAUGAGACAAAAAAUCAACCAGAAUCUGAGGAAAAUGUUGAUGAUAGUAAACUUAAAACUGAGGAAAGUGAAGAGAAAUCUGGGUCAGAGGAGAGUUCUGACACCACUAAGGAGAAGACAGAUGAAGUGAAGGAUGAAUCCGAUGGUCAAAGCCAGGGGCAAGUUGGUUCGGAAAGCGGUUCCAAGGACAAAGCAGAGUUACUUGAUGAAACUUCCACUCAGACCGGAGCUUGGUCAACUCAAGCAGCAGAGUCAGAUCAACAGAAAGUUUCUGAGAAGUCUUCGUUGUCCAAGGAUCAACAGGCAUACAGAUGGAAAGUUUGUAACGUCACUGCUGGACCGGAUUAUAUUCCUUGCCUUGACAACAUUCAAGCUAUUAAAAAACUUCAUAGAACAGGUCAUUAUGAACACCGUGAGAGGCACUGCCCUGAUGAAGCUCCCACCUGUCUCGUUCCUCUGCCUGAAGGGUAUAAAACUUCAGUGAAGUGGCCUAAAAGCAGGGAGAAGAUAUGGUUUGCAAAUGUUCCCCAUAUCAAGCUUGCAGAAGUCAAGGGACAUCAGAAUUGGGUACAAGCUUCUGGGGAGUAUAUCACAUUUCCUGGUGGUGGGACUCAAUUCGUGCAUGGUGCUACACGUUACAUUGAUUUCAUCGAAAAGACUCUUCCUGAUAUUGCUUGGGGGAAGCGAAGUCGUGUUGUUUUGGAUGUAGGAUGUGGUGUUGCUAGCUUUGGAGGAUUUCUUUUCGACAAGGAUGUACUCACUUUGUCACUGGCUCCCAAAGAUGAGCACGAAGCUCAAGUGCAAUUCGCACUUGAAAGAGGAAUACCAGCUGUAUCUGCAGUCAUGGGUACAAAAAGAUUACCCUUCCCCAGCAACGCCUUUGAUAUUGUUCAUUGUGCACGCUGCAGGGUCCCGUGGCAUAUUGAAGGUGGCAAGCUACUAUUGGAACUGAAUCGUCUCUUGCGGCCAGGAGGCUAUUUUGUAUGGUCUGCAACUCCAGUUUACCGUAAAGAUGAGGAGAACGUGGAAAUUUGGAAAGCUAUGUCCAAGCUAACAAAGUCAAUGUGCUGGGAGCUUCUGAAAAUUGGAAAGGAUACCGUGAAUGGAGUAUCUGCAGCAGUGUAUCGAAAACCUAUGUCCAACGAUUGCUAUGAGAGUAGAACGAAGAAUGAACCUCCACUUUGUGAAGAAUCUGAUAACGCAAAUGCAGCCUGGGAUGUACCAUUGGAGGCAUGCUUACACAAAGUACCAACAGAUCCAUUAGAACGCGGGUCUCAAUUGCCAGCUAAGUGGCCAUCAAGGUUGGAUAAAACUCCUUACUGGUUAAAAGACUCUGAGGCUGGAGUUUAUGGCAAAGCAGCUCCCAAGGAUUUCAAUUCUGACUAUAAGCACUGGAAACGUGUUGUUGCUGAUUCAUAUAUGGACGGUAUUGGCAUUGAUUGGUCUUCGGUGAGAAAUGUGAUGGACAUGAGAGCUAUAUACGGAGGAUUUGCUGCAGCCUUGAAGGACCUGAAACUGUGGGUGAUGAAUGUAGUUCCUGUCACCUCACCAGACACCCUGCCGAUUAUAUUUGAACGAGGUUUAUUUGGAAUAUAUCAUAAUUGGUGCGAGUCAUUUAACACUUACCCAAGAACUUAUGAUGUUGUUCAUGCUGAUCAUAUAUUCUCUGAUCUCAAGAAAAGGUGUAAGCUUAUGGGGGUAAUGGCAGAAGUAGACAGGAUUUUAAGACCAGAAGGAAGUCUGAUAGUGAGAGACAAUGCUGAAACCAUAGCUGAGAUAGAAAGCAUGGCCAAAUCCCUACAAUGGAAGAUCAAAUUCACUUUUACAAAAGAUGAAGAAGGAUUGCUUUGUGUUCGAAAGACAAGAUGGCGUCCCUCUGACGUAGAAACUAUUAGAUCAGCCAUAGCUUAAUUAGCUUCUAAUGCUUUCUGGUUAUUAUCAUAGCUUGAGGAAUAUACACUGUUCUGGAAGAGUUAUUCAAUAUUCUUUAAUUGAUGUAGCAAUAUCAUAGUUUGUCAAAGAUAGCUAAAUUGUUCUAGAAUGUGUUUUUUUUUCAUUGUUGAUGAUGUACUUAACAAUUUAUAUUCCACUAAUCCACUUAACCCUUGUAAAUUGAGGGAAAGUGGGUUUAGUAAUUGUUAUGUUUUGCUCUAAGAUGAAUAAUGAUUAAAUUAGUAAAGGUGUCUUCUCUUUUGUUCCUCAA
Molecule: messenger RNA, 3009 nt
Organism: Spinacia oleracea (spinach)
Lineage: Eukaryota; Viridiplantae; Streptophyta; Magnoliopsida; Caryophyllales; Amaranthaceae
Product: probable methyltransferase PMT24
Exons: 9
Coding region: 324-2717 (797 amino acids)
Cellular component (GO): trans-Golgi network; endosome; cytoplasm
Molecular function (GO): methyltransferase activity
Source: RefSeq, a predicted model, not a curated record